AUGUCGCAGUCUCCUGUUAACCAAGGUAGUGCACAACAACAACAACAACAGCAGCGGGGCCAAAGUCAGAACCAGAAUCAAUCUUCAGGGAACCAAAACGUAGAGGAUUUAUAUCUUGAAUCAUAUGCCUUCACAACAGCGGCAGCUAUAGUUGGAUCAGUUGAUAGAAAGAUCUUUGUUAGUUUGAGAGACGGGAGAUACUUGUACGGUAUAUUAAGAACAUUUGAUCAAUUUGCCAAUUUGGUAUUGCAGGAUACAAUUGAACGAAUCUAUUUAAAGGAUGAAGGGUCCACCAAGAAGUUUGGAGAAACAUAUAGAGGAGUAUUUUUAAUAAGAGGAGAGAAUGUGGUUAUGAUUGGAGAGUUGGACAUUGAUACCGAAGACGAACAUUUACAGGAUAUGCAACAAAUCAGUUUUGAGGACGCAUCGAAUCAGAUCCAACAACAAAGAAAACAAAGAAUUAAAGAUGAAACAGCUAAGUCAAAACAGAUGCUUGCCAAGGGUCUAAUUAGUGACUUUUCCAGUACUGAUUUGUACUAG
Lizanozyma spartinae is the source of this 540-nucleotide messenger RNA. RefSeq lists its product as uncharacterized. NCBI's taxonomy places the organism in Eukaryota, Fungi, Ascomycota, Pichiomycetes, Serinales, Debaryomycetaceae. The record is from RefSeq and is a predicted model, not a curated record. Gene Ontology annotation, biological process: deadenylation-dependent decapping of nuclear-transcribed mRNA. The transcript has a single exon. Gene Ontology annotation, cellular component: P-body; Lsm1-7-Pat1 complex. Gene Ontology annotation, molecular function: RNA cap binding. The coding region runs from base 1 to 540 and encodes 179 amino acids.